AUGACAAACACCUCGGAGCAGCCCCAACCCGUCGUCUGCGUCUUCUGCGGCGCCUCCAGCGGCACCUCCCCCGCACACCUCGAAGCCGCCCGCGCCCUCGCCCACGCGCUCCACAAGGCAAACAUCAAGCUCGUCUACGGCGGCGGCACCGUCGGCCUCAUGGGCGAAGUCGCCCGCACUCUCGUCUCCCUCUCCGGCCCCUCCUCCGUCCACGGCAUCAUCCCCGCGCCCCUCGUAAAAUACGAACAAAACCACGACCCCUCCGACCCUCUCGCGCACAAGAUCGACGAAGCUAUAUACGGAAAGACUACCGUUGUGAAAGACAUGCACACGCGCAAGCAUAUGAUGGCGCAGGAAGUCAUUCAAGGUGGACCGGGCGGCGGCUUUGUCGCGCUGUCAGGUGGGUAUGGCACGUUGGAGGAACUUAUGGAAGUCACGACGUGGAAUCAGCUGGGGAUACACGAUAUGCCGGUUGUGGUAUUCAACGUGGACGGAUACUGGACGGGGCUGCUCGAAUGGGUCAAGAAUGCUGUGACGAGUGGGUUUAUUGGGCCGGGAAAUGCGGGGAUCUUGGUGGAGGCUUUGAGCGCGGACGAGGUAGUGACGCAGUUGAAAGAGUAUACCAAUGCGGAGGGGAGGUUCAAUUUGACUUGGGAUCAGCAAUGA
This is a messenger RNA of Didymosphaeria variabile, 666 nucleotides long. RefSeq lists its product as uncharacterized. Gene Ontology annotation, cellular component: cytosol. The transcript has a single exon. Gene Ontology annotation, biological process: cytokinin biosynthetic process. The coding region runs from base 1 to 666 and encodes 221 amino acids. The record is from RefSeq and is a predicted model, not a curated record. Gene Ontology annotation, molecular function: hydrolase activity, hydrolyzing N-glycosyl compounds. Lineage: Eukaryota; Fungi; Ascomycota; Dothideomycetes; Pleosporales; Didymosphaeriaceae.